UUCAGGAUUUCCGGUUCACCCAAAAGGAGAGAAAAAGAAGAAAGAAAAUCGCCACCGGAUCCGGUUCGCCUCAGCUCAUUUUCACAACAUAAGAGUCUACUCGCCUCUCUCUUUCUCUCUCUCUCUCUGCCUGGCAAGACAAAAAUCAGAGCAGCCAAAUUGCAGAAGAUAACAGGUUUUGCUGGCUGGAGCUCCGACUAGCCAAUCUAUGGAUUCGUUGAGUUCGAAUCGGAUAGACAUAUUUGAGAUUUAUCGAAGAUUUCGUGAUAUUAGGUCAGGAAACACAUAUUUUAGCAGGGAAGAGGGAUCCAAACAAGAUGAUGAGUCACAUAGAGCUGCGUAUUCCAGGGAGGCCUUGUCUCAGCUCUUGAAAUUAGUGGAGUUAAGGUUCCACACAAGGUUCUCAAUUUUUGAUGAACUUUUCAAGCUGAUGUCACGACUAGGCUUAAUGGUGGACUUUUCUGAGUUCUCAAACUUCUAUGAUUUUGUUUUCUUCAUGUGUCGUGAAAAUGGUCAAAAGAAUAUCACUGUAAGCAGGGCAAUUGCAGCAUGGAGAUUGGUUUUGGCUGGGAGGUUCCGAUUACUUAACCAAUGGUGUGAUUUUGUUGAGAAAAAUCAGCGACACAACAUUUCUGAGGAUACUUGGCAACAGGUUUUAGCAUUCAGUCGCUGUGUGCAUGAAAAUCUGGAAGGGUACGAUCCUGAAGGUGCUUGGCCUGUUCUUAUAGAUGAUUUUGUUGAGCAUAUGUAC
This is a messenger RNA of Carica papaya (papaya), 751 nucleotides long. NCBI's taxonomy places the organism in Eukaryota, Viridiplantae, Streptophyta, Magnoliopsida, Brassicales, Caricaceae. The record is from RefSeq and is a predicted model, not a curated record.